GCUAUGGACAAGAGAAUCAAAAAAAAUAUGUAAAAAUCAUAAUUAAAUAUAGAAAAACAGUAAUUGAAAUUGCAAACUGCGUGAAAAUUUAUCUUGACAAAAAAAAAGACACAAGUGACUAACAUGGCGGCUUCAUCAUUUGCCAAUUGCAAAUUCGUAAUUUAAAUAUUUAAUGGGUCUCCUAAUCAAUCAAUUCAUGAUUACCAAAUUUUUUGUUUGUUAUCAAACUCGAAUCUUUCUUAUUAUAUAAUUCAUAACUUUUCCUUCAAUUCAUUUGUUAUUAAUGUGCAGCUACACUUUCUCUCUGGUUUUUUUAUGCAAAAUUGUUUCAAACGUAUUCAAAUUUCUUACCUUCGGUUUCUUCUCCAGAUUCUUUAGUUAUAUGUGGCGCAAUUUCUUGUCCAAUUCAAGAGAGCUUAGUGAAUAAAUAGGAAGAUAUUUGCUCAUAUAAGUUGAGGAGAAUAAAUCUCUUCUUGUUGGUGGAUAAUGAUAUCGAUUCAGAAAUGGAGCGGCGCAUCGUCGUGGUAUUUUAUAGCUACUGUUGCUUCUGUAGUAGCAUUGUUUUCAGUAGUUCAUAUUUUCUUGUUUCCUGUGCUUCCUUCCUUUGAUUAUUUUGCUGCUCGACAAGUUCAAAAUUAUUGUAUUCCUGUUAAUGGAUCUGAUGAAGGGAAGACUGAACAAUUUCGAGAAAAUAUACGACCAAGUAUUGCUUUAGAUCUUAGAUUUCCUUUGGACUCACAUAGGGGAGUUGUUUAUCAUGAUGCACCAUGGAAGGCUGAGAUUGGACAGUGGCUUUCUGCUUGUGAUUCUAUUACUAAAGAAGUCAAAGUUACGGAGAUUAUAGGUGGCAGGAACUGCAUUAAUAAUUGUAAUGGUCAAGGUGUUUGUAACCAUGAAUUAGGAGUAUGCCGAUGCUUUCAUGGAUUUAGUGGGGAAGAGUGCUCUGAGAGAUUGCAAUUGGAAUGUAAUUACCCGAAAACACCAGAGCUACCAUAUGGGCGGUGGGUUGUAUCAAUUUGCUCUGCUUAUUGUGAUACAACCAGAGCAAUGUGCUUCUGUGGAGAAGGUACAAAGUACCCCAAUCGUCCAGCGGCAGAGACAUGUGGAUUCCAAGUGAACUUACCUUCUGAACCUGGUGCUCCCAUUUGGGUUGACUGGGGGAAGGCUGAUUUGGACAAUAUUCUUACAACAAAUAAAAGCAAACCAGGAUGGUGUAAUGUGGACCCACAGGAAGCAUAUGAUUCAAAGGUGAAAUUUAAAGAGGAAUGUGACUGCAAAUAUGACGGUCUUUUUGGGCGUUUCUGUGAAGUGCCUGUACAAUCUAUUUGCAUCAAUCAAUGCUCUGGACAUGGAUAUUGCCGUGGCGGAUUUUGUCAGUGUGAUAAUGGCUGGUAUGGAACAGACUGCAGUAUUCCAUCAGUACUUUCAUCGGUAAGCAAGUGGCCUCAAUGGCUCAGACCUGCUCUGCUUGAUGUUCCCGAUAAUGCAAAUCUCACCCAGAAACUUGUCAAUCUCAAUGCUGCAGUCGAGAAGAAAAGGCCCCUUAUUUACAUUUAUGAUCUACCACCUGACUUCAACAGUCUACUUCUUGAGGGCCGGCAUUUCAAGUUUGAAUGCAUAAACAGAAUUUAUGACGAUAGGAAUGCUACAAAUUGGACUGAGCAGCUUUAUGGUGCACAGAUGGCAAUGUAUGAAAGUCUUUUAGCCAGUCCAUAUAGAACUUUAAAUGGAGAAGAAGCUGAUUUUUUCUUUGUUCCUGUUCUUGAUUCUUGCAUUAUAACACGUGCAGAUGAUGCUCCCCAUUUGAGUUUGCAGGAUCAUAAGGGCUUGAGGAGCUCUCUAACUCUGGAAUACUACAGAAAGGCAUAUGAUCACAUUGCUGAACAUUAUCCUUAUUGGAACCGCUCGUCAGGAAGGGACCAUAUUUGGUUUUUUUCAUGGGAUGAAGGUGCUUGCUAUGCCCCUAAGGAGAUAUGGAAUAGCAUGAUGUUGGUUCACUGGGGUAAUACAAAUACAAAGCACAACCAUUCAACAACCGCCUAUUGGGCUGAUAACUGGGAUAAAAUAUCUUCUGAUCAAAUAGGCGGGCAUCCGUGCUUUGAUCCUGAUAAAGAUCUUGUGCUUCCUGCCUGGAAACGUCCUGAUGCUGGUGCUUUGAGCAGCAAACUUUGGGCUAGGCCCCUAGAGAAGCGGAAUACAUUAUUUUUUUUCAAUGGAAAUCUUGGACCUGGAUAUCCUAAUGGAAGGCCAGAAGCUUCGUAUAGCAUGGGAAUCAGACAGAAAAUAGGAGAAGAGUUUGGGUCGAGUCCUAACAAGGAAGGAAAGCUUGGGAAACAGUACGCAGAAGAUGUAAUUGUGACCCCUUCCCGCUCUGAAAACUAUAAUGAUGAUUUAGCCAGUUCUGUUUUCUGUGGAGUAUUACCUGGUGAUGGUUGGAGUGGUCGCAUGGAGGAUAGCGUUUUGCAAGGGUGCAUUCCUGUGGUCAUUCAGGAUGGGAUUUUCCUGCCGUAUGAGAAUAUUCUUAACUACGAGAGCUUUGCUGUUAGAAUCCGUGAGGAUGAAAUUCCAAAUUUGAUAAAGAUUCUUCGGGGAUUCAAUGAGACAGAAAAGGAAUUCAAAUUGAAGAAUGUACAAAAAAUCUGGCAGAGAUUCUUGUAUCGUGAUGCUGUGUUGCUUGAAGCUAAGAGACAAAAAGAUGAAUUUGGCCGUGAGGAAGACUGGGCGGUCGAGUUCUUACAGUUGAAUGAUGACGAUGUCUUUACAACAUUUAUACAGAUUCUACACUACAAGCUACACAACGACCCUUGGAGGAGACAACUGAGUCAUCUAAAGAAGGACUUCGGGUUACCGCAAGAAUGUUUAAGAACUAGCUAAAUAGCAAAGACGAAAGCUGUAAAGGCAACAAACCUAACAUUGCAUCUCACCUUCACUCGCUAUCGUGAUGCUAUAAGCUAUUGUUUAUCGUCUCGAUGAGAUGAUCUAAAAAUUUGAUAUGCGGUUCUUGUUUUUUUUUCCCCCCAAAGAGUGAUGCGGUUCUUGUUGAGUCUAACGAAAGGUAUAUAAUGUUUCAUGAAAAUCAAAGAAUUUGAAAGGAACAUAUCAAUCACUUGCAAUCUUUCAAAAGAGUUAAAA
This is a messenger RNA of Mercurialis annua (annual mercury), 3132 nucleotides long. RefSeq lists its product as uncharacterized. The record is from RefSeq and is a predicted model, not a curated record. The transcript has 16 exons. Lineage: Eukaryota; Viridiplantae; Streptophyta; Magnoliopsida; Malpighiales; Euphorbiaceae. The coding region runs from base 487 to 2874 and encodes 795 amino acids. Gene Ontology annotation, molecular function: glycosyltransferase activity.